Messenger RNA from Arabidopsis arenosa, 3803 nucleotides. NCBI's taxonomy places the organism in Eukaryota, Viridiplantae, Streptophyta, Magnoliopsida, Brassicales, Brassicaceae. The record is from the annotation of a GenBank genome assembly.
CACCAAGAAAAACACAAUCGUUUAAUCUCACCCAAGAAGACAAAAACACACAGAGAGAGAAAUGGCGACGACAACUACAGAAGCAACGAAGACAUCAUCCACCAAUGGAGAAGAUCAGAAGCAAUCUCAGAAUCUUCGACAUCAAGAAGUUGGUCACAAGAGUCUCUUACAGAGCGAUGAUCUCUACCAGUAUAUACUGGAGACAAGUGUGUAUCCUAGAGAGCCAGAAUCAAUGAAGGAACUCAGAGAAGUGACAGCAAAACAUCCCUGGAACAUAAUGACAACAUCAGCAGAUGAAGGACAGUUCUUGAACAUGCUCAUCAAGCUCGUUAACGCCAAGAACACAAUGGAGAUCGGUGUUUACACUGGCUACUCUCUUCUCGCCACCGCUCUUGCUCUCCCUGAAGACGGCAAAAUUCUGGCUAUGGAUGUUAACAGAGAGAAUUACGAAUUGGGCUUACCGAUCAUUGAGAAAGCCGGCGUUGCUCACAAGAUCGAUUUCAGGGAAGGCCCUGCUCUUCCCGUUCUUGAUGAAAUCGUUGCUGACGAGAAGAACCAUGGAACAUAUGACUUUAUAUUCGUUGAUGCUGACAAAGACAACUACAUCAACUACCACAAACGUUUGAUCGAUCUUGUGAAAAUUGGAGGAGUGAUUGGCUACGACAACACUCUGUGGAAUGGUUCUGUCGUGGCUCCUCCUGAUGCACCAAUGAGGAAGUACGUUCGUUACUACAGAGACUUUGUUCUUGAGCUUAACAAGGCUCUUGCUGCUGACCCUCGGAUUGAGAUCUGUAUGCUCCCUGUUGGUGAUGUAAUGGAGCUUUCAAAGGAUCCGGAGAAAAAUUCUAUCAUGAUUGUUCCAGAGACACCCAUUAAAACAAAACAAUUUGAGAAAUUUUACGUGAGAAGGAAAUCUAUUAAGCUUCCACAAGAUUCAGUAAUUUCUCCUCAAGCAAUCAAAGAUCGUGGUGAAGAAGAGAGUAAGGAGAAGGUUUUUAUUCCUCAAGAUGAUUCACAAAACACUCAUCAGAAAGACGAGAAGAAGAAUUCAAAAGAAAAUCAUGAAAGAAAACGUGAUGAAUCAGAAUUUUUUCAAGAUGAUGAUUCACAACGUGUUACUGGAAAAGGAAGGAGAAAGAAUUCAAAAGGGACACCAAGAAAACAGAGGUUUAAUAGGCCCCGUAUCUUGGAAGAGGGGAAGAAACCAAGGAAUCCAGCCACUACUCGACUGAGAACUAUAUCCAAUAAGAGGAAGAGAAAGGACAUAGACAGUGAAGAUGAAGUUAUACCUGAGCCUGCAACUCCAAAAAGCAAACAAUCACGAAGGUCUAUGCGUAGGAAGAAUGUGGUUAGAUGGGCUAGAAUUGCUUCUGAAGACACACUCACGAGACAUGUUGGUUCUCUAGUCUCAAAGCGAAACAAGAAAAGUACUAAGAAUAUUGUUGAGUAUUUAAACCAACAAAUAUCUUAUCAGAAAGAUCACAGUCUCUCUUCUCUAGCAGAUGUUCCUUUGCACAUUGAAGACACACUAAUGAAAUCGGCUAGUUCUGUACUUCCAGAACAGCCCAUCAAGAAGACAAAGGAUAUUGCUAAGUUAAUCAAAGAAAUGGGAAGAUUAAAGAUCAAUAAAAGGGUAACAACGAUGAUCAAAUCUGCCAAAAAACUUGUUACUGCAAAGGUGAGUCUUGAUCCAGAGACCAUUAAAGAGUGGGAGCUCUUAAUGGUGAAUGAUCUUCCAAGUAGAUCAUAUGCUGACAAGGAGACAGAGGCCAAAUGGAAAAAAGAAAGAGAGAUUUUCCAAAGUCGGAUAGAUCUUUUCAUUAACCGGAUGCAUCUUUUACAAGGUAAUAGAAAAUUUAAGCAGUGGAAAGGCUCGGUUGUUGACUCAGUGGUUGGAGUUUUUUUGACACAAAAUGUAACCGACUAUCUUUCAAGCAACGCUUUUAUGAGUGUGGCUGCAAAAUUUCCUGUGGAUGCAAGAGAAGGUUUAGAAAGUCUAGCCUACUACAUUGAGGAACCUCAAGAUGUUAAUGAGUUAGUUGUUGAUGGCCAAAGACCAACCCAUAUAGGAAACAAUGAUGCUAAAAGUUCUGAGUUUAUCACUUUAUCUGAGUCGAUAUCAGAGGUAGAAGAACAUGAGAACACUGCAAAAAGGAAAAACGAGAAAACCGGUAUUAUGGAAGAUGAGACAGUUGACUGGAAGAUUCUUAGGAAGAUGUACACAAAAGAAGGAUCUCGUCCCAAAAUGCAUAUGGACUCUGUUAAUUGGAAUGAUGUGAGAUUAUCUGGCCAAAAAGUUUUUGAAACCACCAUCAGAAGACGUGGACAAUUCAGGAUUCUUUCAGAAAGAAUUUUGAAAUUUCUCAACGAUGAAGUUCAACAUAAUGGAAAUGUUGAUCUUGAAUGGCUCCGAAAUGCUCCAUCAGAUUUAGUGAAGAGAUAUUUGUUGGAGAUUGAAGGGAUAGGACUCAAGAGUGCUGAGUGCGUACGGCUAUUAGGACUUAAACAUCAUGCGUUUCCGGUUGACACAAAUGUUGGUCGUAUUGCAGUUCGACUUGGUUGGGUUCCCCUUGAACCUUUACCAAAUGGAGUUCAAAUGCAUCAACUAUUCCAGUACCCUUCAAUGGAUUCAAUUCAAAAAUACCUCUGGCCACGCUUGUGUAAACUUCCUCAAGAAACUUUAUAUGAACUACAUUACCAGAUGAUAACAUUUGGAAAGGUUUUUUGCACAAAAGUUAUUCCUAACUGUAAUGCAUGUCCGAUGAAGUCAGAAUGCAAAUAUUUUGCAAGUGCAUAUGUCAGUUCUAAGGUUCUUCUCGAGGGUCCAGAAGAAAAGAUGCAUGAGCCUGAUACUUCUAUGAAUGCAUAUUCUCAAGACGUUGAUGUAGAUAUGACAUCAAAAAUAAAUUUGAUAGAAGAAUGUGUUUCUCCUGGAUGUAGCGAUCAAGCUAUUUGUUGUAAGCCACUGGUUGAGUUUCCUUCUUCUCCUAGAGCGGAAAUUCCCGAGUCAACAGACAUUGAAGAUAUUCCAUGCAUAAAUCUUUCUCAGCUAUAUGCUAGAGUUCCUAAAAUUGAUUUUGACAUGGAUGCAUUGAAGAAAAACGUAGAAGAUGCACUUGUAACAGGUGGUAGAAUGUUGAGCAGUUCUGAUGAAGAAAUAUCAAAAGCAUUAGUGGUUCUCACUCCUGAAAAUGCAUGCAUUCCAAUCAAGCCGCCUCGAAAAAUGAAGUAUUAUGAUCGACUAAGAACUGAGCAUGUGGUUUAUGUGCUUCCUGAUAAUCAUGAGCUGCUCCACGAUUUUGAGAGAAGAGAACUUGAUGAUCCGAGUCCUUACCUUCUUGCGAUUUGGCAACCAGGUGAAACGUCAUCCUCGUUCAUUCCACCAAAGAAAAAGUGCAAUUCUGAUGGAUCAAAGCUUUGCAAGAUAAAGAGUUGUUCGUAUUGUUGGACUAUACGAGAACAAAGCUCCAACAUCUUUCGCGGAACAAUUUUGGUUUUUGCUGAUCAUGAGACGAGUUUAAAACCCAUUGUCUUUCCUAAAGAGUUGUGUGACGGACUAGAAAAACGUGCACUAUAUUGUGGUUCAUCGGUGACAUCCAUUUUUCGAUUUUUAGACACAAGACGGAUUCAACUUUGCUUUUGGACAGGGUUUUUAUGUAUGAGAGCAUUUGAUCGAAAGCAACGGGAUCCAAAAGAACUUGUUCGACGACUACACACUCCACCCGAUGAGAGAGGGCCAAAGUUUAUGAGUGAUGAUCUAUAGUUUUUUUUUCUGUCUAGUUUAGUAAAACAUUUAAUCGAAC